Panicum hallii is the source of this 2319-nucleotide messenger RNA. RefSeq lists its product as uncharacterized. The record is from RefSeq and is a predicted model, not a curated record. Bases 84 to 1940 code for a protein of 618 amino acids. Gene Ontology annotation, molecular function: protein binding. The transcript is spliced from 3 exons. NCBI's taxonomy places the organism in Eukaryota, Viridiplantae, Streptophyta, Magnoliopsida, Poales, Poaceae.
CCGGCCUCCCCCUCUCUUCCCCUCCGCGUGUCGGGUUGCGUCCGGUGCCCUCCCUUCGGGGAUCGAUUGAUGCGAGGGAGGCAAUGGCGGUGUCCUCGCCUUCUGCACCGGAGAAGAGGAGGAAGUGGCUGCUCAGCAACAGGAAGGUGAUCGAUAAGUACCUGCGGGAGGCGAGGGCGAUUCUCGCGGCGGCGCCGGAGUCCGGCGGCGGGGACGCGGUGGCGGCGCUCGGCCUGGUGGACGCGGCGCUGGAGCUGUCGCCGCGUAUGGAGGCCGCUCUGGAGCUGCGGGCGCGCGCGCUCCUCGCGCUGCGCCGGUACCGGGAGGUCGCCGAGAUGCUCCGCGACUACAUCCCCAGCUGCGGUAAGGCCUGCUCCGGCGACGACACCUCCUCCACCUCCUCGUCGGCGGCGGCGUCGCUGCUGUCCUCCGGCUCCGGUGACCUCGGCACGAUCUCCCGUGCCAAGCUCCUCUCGCCCGACCGCCACCGCUCCGACGACGCCGAGCCUGACGCUCGGCCCGUCCGUUCCUUCCGCUGCUUCGACAUUUCCGAGCUCAAGCGCCGCGUCCUUGCCGGCCUCUCCAAGAACCCCAACAAGGACACCCAAUGGAGGUACUUGGUCCUGGGCCAAGCUUGCUUCCACCUCGGCCUCAUAGAGGACGCCAUGGUGCUGCUCCAGACCGGCCGCCGCCUCGCGUCAGCGGCGUUCCGCCGCGAGAGCGUGUGCUGGUCCGACGACAGCUUCUCGUCGUCCGCCGCCGCCGCCGCUGUCGCCACCGUUCCGUCGGGGAAAACGUCCAAGUCCGGUUCGGCGUUCAUUAUCCCGGCCAUGGAAUCAGAGGCCGUGUCCCAGCUGCUGGCGCACGUUAAGCUCCUGCUUCGCCGCCGCGCGGCUGCCAUGGCCGCGCUGGACGCAGGACUGCCGGCCGAGGCUGUCCGCCAUUUCACCAAGAUCCUCGAGGCACGCCGUGGCGUGCUGCCGCACCCCUUCGCCGCCGCGUGCCUCGUCGGCCGUGCUGCCGCGUUCCAGGCCGGUGGCCGCCCGGCGGACGCCAUCGCGGACUGCAAUCGCGCGCUCGCUCUGGACCCCGCCUACAUCCCGGCGCUCCGUGCCCGCGCCGACCUUCUCCAGUCCGUGGGCGCGCUUGCCGAUUGCCUCCGUGACCUUGACCACUUGAAACUCCUUUACGACGCUGCGCUCCGGGACGGUAAACUCCCUGGGCCUCGGUGGCGGCCGCAGGGCGGCGUCCGGUACCGCGAGAUCGCCGGUGCUCACCGCAAACUGACCGCCCGCAUCCAGGGGCUCCGCACCCGCGUCGCCGCCGGCGAGGCGUGCAACAUCGACUACUACCUGCUGCUGGGCGUGCGGCGCGGCUGCACGCGCUCCGAGCUGGAACGCGCGCACCUGCUGCUCUCCCUGAAGCUGAAGCCGGACCGCGCCGUGGUGUUCGGGGAACGCCUGGAGCUCGUGGACGAGCACCGCGACCUCGAGGCGGUGCGCGACCAGGCUCGCAUGUCGGCGCUGCUGCUGUACCGGAUGCUGCAGAAGGGUUACUCGUUCGUCAUGUCCGCCGUGCUGGACGAGGAGGCUGCCGAGAGGCAGAGGGCGAAGGACGCCGCCGCGGCAGCCGCGGCCGCCGCGCUGGCGGCCAAGCAGGAAGCCGCGAAGCAGGAACCACAACAGCCCGUGCCGGAGAAACCCACGAACACGGUGGCCGCCCGUCCAAGGAGCCCACCAGGCCGCGCGCCGAAGGCGAAACCGAAGCCCAAGGUGGCGGCCGCUCCGGCGAUGGCGAAGGCGCCGGCGGCCGUGACGUCGACGGCCCCGGUGUACCAGGGGGUGUUCUGCCGCGACAUGGCGGUGGUGGGCACCCUGCUGUCCCGCGGCGGCGGGUUCGACCGCGCCCUCCCGGUGAAGUGCGAGGCGAUGAGCUGCUGAUGGCACGCCGCGGACGCAGACACAUGACAUGUGCGACGUGGCGUGCACCGAGACGGAGACGGGAUGGGAACGUGAGAUCCAGCGAGGUGGCGGGAAAGGGGUGAUGGGUUUGAAUUGUUUGGUCGUCCAGCUCGCUUGGUGUACAGUUGGGGAGGUGGAAUUGGAAUCGGAGGGGAAGAAGGAAAAAACGGCGAGAGAGAGAAAAAAAAUGCUCGGAUGCAGGAUGAGGGGAGCUAGUGGACGGUAAAUUUUGGCUGCAUCUUCAUGAAUUCGAGUUGUUGCAGUGCUGUUGGUUCUGCCCUUGUACCUCGCCGUUGUUAUCUCCUGCAGGUUUUACGCUGAAACCGGCUCCGGUUACUGCCGUGUACAGUCUUUUUCC